Messenger RNA from Heterobilharzia americana, 2063 nucleotides. The record is from the annotation of a GenBank genome assembly. Lineage: Eukaryota; Metazoa; Platyhelminthes; Trematoda; Strigeidida; Schistosomatidae.
CUUGAGAACAAAUUUGUUGGAAAGAGUCUUCUUCACUGAAUAUCUUGUUUUCAAUAAAUAAUCACGUAAGAGUAAGAAAGCAAAUGAAUAUUGUUAGAAUAAGGAGAAGAGGCGUGCAAAGUGACAUCAUGUUGAUGGUCACAUUAAUGAAAGUGGUUUGACAAAUUUCUGUUGAAUACAAAGGUGGAUUGUGAUCGCCUUUGGUAUGUGAAACAAGCUAUUGCGUGAUCCAUGUAGUAAAUUAAAUGGUAUACGAUGAAUAAUUAUUUCAAAUGCUUUAGUAGUAGUCACCUGAUAUCCAGUGUCAAAUAAGUGUGGUAGUGAGUAGGUGUUUAUUUGUUCGGAUCUAUCCCUUAUUCUACCAUGGUGAGUGGUGCUCAGAAAUUUGACGAUAUGCUCUGUCAUUAGCUCUCCAGGAGUCGUUGAACUGGUAAACCCACAUGGGGUUGGCUAUUUCAUCUUAUGAUGUUAUAGAGGAAGAGUUCGCCACCAUUCGUGAUAUGUUUAGCAGGAACGGCUAUCCAGAAAAGUUUGUAACAAAAGCAUAUGAGUAAUACGAAGGUUAAGACAAGAAUGCCAACAAUUCCUAAGAAAUAAAUCUUCUUGAAGCUGGAAAUCAUGAGUGACAUAGUUAGUGGGUCACCAAAAAAAUGCAUUAAAACAGCCCUGCAAACGGUAAUCCCUUAUUCUACAUCCUUUCGAUUCAACGGGUUAGCGAUAAAGGUAGACUGCCGUAUUCUGCCGCCUCCUUAUGCAUUUUUUAGUUAAAACUGCUCCUGGAGAGCUAGUGGCAGUGCAUAUCGUCAAAUUUCUGAGCACCACUCACCAUGGUAGAAUAAGGGACAGAUCCGAACAAAUAAACACCUACUCACUACCACACUUAUUUGACACUGGAUAUCAAGUGACUACUAUUAAAGCAUUUGAAAUAAUUAUUCAUCGUAUACCAUUUAGUUUACCACAUGGAUCACGCAAUCGCUUGUUUCACAUACCAAAGGCGAUCACAAUCCAUCUUUGUAUUCAACAGGAAUUUGUCAAACCACUCUCAUUAAUGUGACCAUCAACAUGAUGUCACUUUGCACGCUUCUUCUCCUUAUUCUAACAAUAUUCAUUUGCUUUCUUACUCUUAUGUAAUUAUUUAUUGUUUGUGACCGAAUACCGGAGAAGAAAAACACCCUAUUUACUUUAGUAGCUACAAUGAAAUUUGCUUAGGAGUUAACCUGUUUCACAUUAUAGUCACCAGUUUUAAGCACGUAUAACUACUCUGUGGAUUAUUUGCAUCCUAAUUUUGCAAACGUUUCAUCUUGAUGACUUAGUUAAAAUCUGUACUGUUCACCUAAUCUCCUACCAUCUGGUUGGUAUUUUAAUUGCAAACGUAUACGUUCGUAUGGAGCCGAAGACGGAGUUGGAAAGGAAACCUUUUCUUCACUCCAUAAAUUUUUUCUAAACUAACAUUACUUACUAUUUAUUAAAUAAGUAGUUAGUAAAAUAUGUCUUCAUUUUUUGCUUACAGCUAAACUAGAAUGGAUAUUGAAACUCUGGAAAAUAGAGUAUGCGAAUUAGAAAACUUGGUAUUUGGACCAAAUAAAACUGUAAAACAUUUGUCAAGUGAACAUGAAAAGAAUUUAGUAGAUCAACUGCAUGAAUUAUACUCAGCCAUAUCAAUUGCUGAAAAACGUCCAAUCAGUAGUAAAUUACUGUCGAGAAUCAAUGAAAUUCAAAAGUAUACUGAUCCAAAUUUCAUGGAAGAUGAUAUCCUUUUAACAAAGUCGAAAAUAGAAAUUAUUUUAGCUCAAAAGGAUAAAAUAGAGAAAAUGGGCAACGAUUUGGAAAAAAUUGCCAAGUUAGGAGAUUGUCUUAAUCAUCCAGCACUUAGUGAAAUAAGCACUUUGAAAAAGAAGUUUGAAGAAUUACGAAUAGUCCAUAAUGAUCAGUAUGUUAUAUCAGAGAAAUUGAUAGCUGAAACUCAAGCCUUAUUGAAUACAUAUCAUAAUUUGAUACGUGAUACAUCCAAGCUAUUCAUGUACUGGAAUCAACGUGUUGCAUCAUCACCGUCUACUGCUUAA